Messenger RNA from Neoarius graeffei (lesser salmon catfish), 2980 nucleotides. RefSeq names its product interleukin-2 receptor subunit beta-like. Gene Ontology annotation, cellular component: external side of plasma membrane. Bases 363 to 1955 code for a protein of 530 amino acids. Gene Ontology annotation, biological process: immunoglobulin mediated immune response; cytokine-mediated signaling pathway. The record is from RefSeq and is a predicted model, not a curated record. The transcript has 11 exons. Gene Ontology annotation, molecular function: cytokine receptor activity; protein binding. Lineage: Eukaryota; Metazoa; Chordata; Actinopteri; Siluriformes; Ariidae.
UGUAAAGCAAAGCAGAGAGAGGAACUGAUCGUGUAUUCAGAACUGCCACGCUGCCUCACAGUGAUACCAUGUGCAAUGAAGCCAUCAGACUUUUAAUCCAUCGAAAUCAGAAAGACAUCAAUUAAAAAUAAUCACCGAGAUAUGAGUAUCAACAAAACAUUCAUCUAUGUCUGAAAGUCCAUCGGCUCGGACUGCCCAGAGUUCUGUGAUGGCUGCAGAAGUUACUGUAUGUUCUGCCAAUUUCUUGUGGAGCACAACAUCCCCCCAACUGUGGCAGACCAUUUUUUGCAGCUAGUGAAAAAAAAAAAAGUUUCCCAAUUCAAAGACUGCACAGUUUAGGUGAUUUGCUUCCAGAAUACAAAAUGAAGAGGAAAAUGCUGAUUGGUCAGAUUCUCAUGCUGUUGAUGUCAGUCAUAUCUUCAGGCUUGGCCAAUGAAAAUCUCAAGUGUCACACCGACGGCAUACAGCUCAUUACGUGUGUUUGGAACACUUCGUCAGUGGAAGACAGAUUUCGAAUAACACCAACCACCAGCUGUUCCCUGCAAAGCAUCGAUGAUAAUUACAUAAGAAAAAUUCCUCUCAGAGUUAACCUGGAGCCUCUUGGCGGCUCACAGUCGAAAUUACGUCAAGGAACUCUUCAAUUUGCUGAGAGUACUUUGACUGAUGGUUCCCCAGAUGUCCCGCUGGAUGUACGGUGUGAAAACAUAACUAAUCUACUGGAAACUAUCCCGGAGUUUUAUCCCCCAUCUUUUGUUAAGUUGUAUCCUCCUGAGAAGCCAGUUGUGAACAAAGGGAAUGUCACCUGGAAACAAGGUUCUCCUCACUCUGUAUUUGUCGUUGCUGUGAAGUAUAAGGUGCAGUGGGGUUUGCUUGAGAACAGCUGGGAGAAGAACCAGGUGGCGUUGACAGAAGAGACGCAGUGUGAGUUACCAUUAGAGAAUCUGAUCAAGGGGAGGCAGUAUGUGGUCAGGGUUCAGGCCACUCCUAACAAAGAACCACAAUUGUGGAGCGAGUGGAGUCCAGUUACUCAGUGGGAAUCCACUGUGGGUUUACCACCUCUGCCAGGUCCCAAUUAUACAUUACUCAGUAAUAUAACCAGCCUUGUAAUAGCAGUUGGAGUCGUUUUACUGGCUUUCUUCUGCGUCCGACGAUACAAGAGGACGAUAUAUGUACCCACGCCUGGGAAAUAUUUUGGCGAUCUUUUCUCUGACUAUAAUGGGGACUUUAAGGCAUGGCUGGGUCCUAUUGUGAAUCCGGAGAUAUAUAUCAAAGCUGAUUCAGAGUGCAUCUCUCCUGUGACAAUCUACAAAGUUUGCAGCUCUGAUAUGUUAUCCAAUAAGAUGGAAAAAGAUGCCAACAUAAGGGAUCACACCACCUCCAAUUUCUCCAACUCCACUUAUUUCCUGUCCCAGAGCUCAAAAUGUGACGCUGUAGUAGAUCAGCUGGAGCCAUGCUUAGCAGACAGUCUGUAUGGACCGGCAGGAGGAGGCAGUGUGCAAGAGAAAAUUCUGCCAGCCACUCAUGAUACCAGCCAUGACAACGAAUUGAGAGAGGUCAGCAUGAGCACCCCUUUGGAAACUUCCUCCUCCUACAAGCAGCUGCAGAAGCUGCGGCUAGACAUUCAGAGCCCAGACUCAGGCUUUGCCAGUAACUCUGAGGAACAAGAAAGCCAGGAGGAGUCCGGAAGUGAGGGACUUCCCAGCCCACCUGUGGUGGACAACACUCUGCCCAUCAGCUGCAUCCCACUGUGCCCAGUGCCCCAGCUGAAAGGAUUGCCUCAUUUGGGAAUCCCACCUGGCUUGACAUGGAACCCACAGACUAACCGAACCUUCACAAACUUGCCUUCUGACAUCUCCAGAAGUGUUCUGCUGGGAAAUUCUGGCAACAUGGCUUGCUCUGGGAUACUGGAGCCCUCAAGUGAUGACUAUAUGCCUGUUAAGAAGGUUCAAGGAUGAUCAUGUGGUGCAAUCAUAAACCCAACAAAGAUGACAGGAACAAAGGGAAGUGUGAUGAAUGAAUGUCAUAAAAACUCCGGCUAAUUGUGAAGUAAAGAUUAAUGGUUUGUUCAUUAUAAUGACAAAGUUCUCAAAUUUCUAUAAUGCUGUAGGAAAAGUACAUUCUGAAUAAACGGCCAGUUUAUUUAAGAUCUAUCAUCUCAUCAUUAUUAGGGGUGUGCAAAAAUAUCGAUACGGCGAUAUAUCGCGAUACUUUGUCUUCCGAUUCAAUAUCGAUACUCAAUUUGAAUAUCGACAUUUUUUCAAAUAAUAAAAUCAUGUUUCAGACGGGUUGUAAAUCCAGUACGACUUCCGCACCUCCGGUCCGCGAGGUGUCACUGUGCCGCUACCUCACUGCAAGGCACUCUUCCUCUUCUCUUUUUUCCCCGGCGGUUGCAGUGAGGAAAAAAAAACAGGCAAGCAUGGCUGUUAACGUAAACCUAGAGACGCCGCCGAACUUUAAGGCAGAUGUUUGGAGGCACUUUGGAUUCCAAAGGAAAGGAGAAAAAAAAAACAGUGAGCCGGACAAAGAGAAUGCACUUUGCAAAACCUGUUUCGCUCCAAUUAAAUUAAGAUGCUCCAAUUAAGAUGCCCACUGCACUUUUCAAUGUGUUUCAGACAGUGUGUUGUUCCUGCAAAAUAAGCACAAGUUAAAUGUUCUCAGGUAUAUGUUCUCAAGUUUACAAAGAACAAAUUGAUAUUAGUGUUAGCACUGAAAUGCAUGUGCAGUCUGCAGUGCAAGUUUUAAGUUUUCAUAAAACAAUUUGAUUCUGCUUGUUAAGCAGCACGGAUGUGUCCAUGCUUACAGAAAAGUUGAUAAUACUAGCACAGAAAUGGGAAUUUUCUGUAUGUUGUAGUGAAGCAACUCUUGGUUUUGCCAGCAGUAGAAUAGAGACAAAUGUAUGUCUGGCAAGAGUGUGUAGUUAUGUAUGUGAAAUGUAAUUUUACAGUGGUCAAUAAAUUCUGAUUUUCUUCAGUGACACAGA